Acaulospora colombiana is the source of this 600-nucleotide messenger RNA. Lineage: Eukaryota; Fungi; Glomeromycota; Glomeromycetes; Diversisporales; Acaulosporaceae. The record is from the annotation of a GenBank genome assembly.
AUGAAGGCCAAAAAACAGGGAGGAAAGAAAGCAAUAAAGUCCAUAGGUACAUCAGUAAUUCCCCAACCGCUAACGCAACACCAGCAACACGCUCAACCUCAACAACCGUCCCAUGCUUUAAGUAGCCAGAGUUCCUUGUCCAUAUCUCGUAAUAAACAUUGGAAAUAUAUUUCUUCUUACCAUGGUCCAUGGCUUCAACUUCCUUUGGAACUUCUCGAAUCUCUCUAUGUGAUCAAUAACGAUAGUGUGGCAACUCCUCCUCCUCCUAUCGAUCCUAUCAUUUUUGGUAACUUGAUAUCGAUUCGUCGUUUAGUUGAUGAGGCAGCUGAUUUAUCUGUCAGAGCCGCUUCCGGCAUAUCAACUACUGGAGGUGGGCCUACGAGGAGCUCGAUGUCCCACACGCGACAACAUAGGAUGCGCGAGCUGGCGGUUAAUAAACUGGCGCUUGCAUAUCGAAUUGAUGAAAUAGCCACUGCAGUAGUAACCAUGCAAUCAGCCAGCGCGAUUGAUGAAGUUGCUAGCAGAGUCUUGAAGAAAAAUGCUACAAAUUUGGAAGCGUUGUACGUGAAUUUUUUUCACGAAAAAAUUCCAUCGAGGUAA